CAUCUUCCCAAUGUUCAUUAAAAUUGAAUGGAGUUGGUAGCAUAUCUUCUGAUCGGUCUAUAAUCCUACGCUUUAUUUUCGCUAUUCAAGUGGUCAAUAAUUAUUCCCAGCUCCUGCAAAAUCUCACACUUGGCUACGACAUCCAUGACAACUAUAUGAACACUAUUGGCACUUCAGAUGCCUUGCUGGACAUGCUCUCCACUGGAGAAGCCAAUGUUCCCAACUACAGCUGUGGAAGGAAGGACCACCUUUUGGCUCUUGUUGAUGCAGCUGUCAGGGACAUCUCCAUCCAGAUGUCAACAUUAGCAGACACCUACAAAGUCCCACAGAUCACUUCUAACAUUGUUUCAGCGGCUCUGAGUGAUAAAAGUCAAUUCUCAUUUUUUUACCGGAUGCUCCCCAAAGAAGGGAUCCACUACCCAGGAAUUGUCCAACUGCUCCUCCAUUUCAGAUGGACCUUGAUUGGUCUCUUUGCUUCAGACACAGAGAAGGGAGAGAAUUCCAUGAGGACAUUGAGUCCUAUGCUGGUCAGGAAUGGAAUUUGUGCUGUUAUAUCAGAACAAAUUUCACCCGCUGGACAUACAGCACCCCUCAGGGUUGCCAUUUCCAAGUGGAGACAAGUCAAUGUCUUUGUUCACAUCGUAGAAUUUUUUGCUGUUUGGGACAGAAUUCAUCUUUUCCAUUCAACACUUAAAAGUUUGCCAGAACCCAUUGAAGAGAAAGUCUGGAUAAUUGCAGUCCUUGGGGAAAGGAAAAUAAAAAGACACAUAUUUCUGAAAUAUAUCCAUAGUGUUUGGAUCUACAUUUUUCAGUGGAAAAAAAGGCCAAAGGACAGUUCCUUUGAACCAGAUCUCUUUGUGCAACCACAGUUCGGAGAUCAAUCUUUUCUCUGUUCUUUUUCAGAAGACAUCAUUUCUGUCAAAGGCCGGAGAAGAUGCACUCAGAAAUCUCCACUGAAGACCAAAGUGGAAAGAAAUAAGAUCUGGAACCAAUAUAACUCCUAUAUUUACUCUUUGAUGAAUACUCUGGCCCAUGCCUUGAAUGCUGCGUAUUCCUCCAUAUCCAAGAGGAGAAGAAAAGAGGGAGAAGAGAGGCUGGGAACUCAAAGGCUGCAGCCAUGGCAGUUCCAUCCAUUUCUGAAGAAGAACAAGUUUUGCAAUCUUUCCCACCUGAAACUGUACUUGGACCAAAAUGGGGAUGUGACAGCAGAUUUGAACAUUGUAAGCUUUAUAGUUCAGUCCAGGGAGGAUCCCGUUAUAAAGCAAGUGGGGAGUUUUGAAAGACAGAGAUUUAUUAUCAAUCCAGAUGCUCUUUCACAGCUAAGGUUGCUCAAUAAGUCUUUGCCUCGGUCCAAAUGUGUGGAAAAUUGUCAUCCUGGAUUUUUCAAGCAAGCUCGAAAAGGAGAGCCAGUAUGCUGCUAUGACUGUAUUCCUUGUCCAGAAGGGACCAUCUCCACUCAGGAAGAAACAGGAAGGGAAUUGAUUCAGCCCCAUGAAUUAUGAACCUCCUACUUCUGCUUCUGAUGCUACUGCUGUCCCAGCCAAUCUCUGGAAAGCUUAGAAUGAAAUGUCCACUGACUCUGGAACACCAGAAUGGAGAAAAACCAUGGAGCUAUUACAGACCAGGAGGCCAUCUCAUUGCUGUUAUCACCAGUGGAACAAAAAUAUCUCCUAUAAUGUUCCCUUUCAAUGCAGCUCCUUCUAGUCAGUCUAAUUCGUAAGUCAUUCAGGAUAAUGGAGUUGCAGUCCCUCCAUUUAUAAUUCUAACACCUCAUUUUUUCCCUCCUUAUUCCACUUAUUCCAGUUAGAUAUGGCAGCACCUCUCCUGUCUAAUUUCCUGAAUCAUUUUGAUUUCCAUGCUUUCUUUGUCUUAUUUUGAGGAACAGAUUCAAAUCCAAAGAUGGAACAGAAAAAUAAUAUGAAACAAGUCCACAUUAUUUUCCUCUGCCUGUUCAAUCUUGAAUUCAUGAUUUGAAUACUGAUUUUUGUUUAAAUUAAUGAUUCUUGUAGUUUUCCCCUGCCCAGCUCAGUUCAAAUACAACUACUCAUUGAUAUUUACUUCCAGAUCCUUAUAGAAAUACAGGAUAACUUAUUUUUAGAAUUGGUUUCUGGGUCACUUUUGAAGCAUCUUCUUCCUUUCAUGGCAGUUCUACUGUAAUUAUUCAAUUAUU
Molecule: messenger RNA, 2170 nt
Organism: Pantherophis guttatus
Lineage: Eukaryota; Metazoa; Chordata; Lepidosauria; Squamata; Colubridae
Source: RefSeq, a predicted model, not a curated record